GCUGCCGAGCCCGCCCUGCUCCGGACUGGCGCUCCCAGCGCAGCGCGGCUGCUUUGGGGCUGCUGCUCCCUGCCCGGCCCCGGCCAUGGGGCGAGGGGCGGCAGCUGGGGCCCUGCUGGUGGCACUGGUGGUGCUGGGAGCCCCCCCGGCUGCGGGCGCGGAGCUCUCGGCGGUGUUCCUGCACAUGGGAAAGCAGGAAUGUUACUUCAUUAACGGCACGCAGAAGAUAAGGUCCGUGGAGAGGCUCAUCUACAAUCGGGAGCAGCACCUGGUGUACGACAGCGACGUGGGGCUGUACGUGGGGUUCAACCCGUAUGGGGCGAUGAAUGCCAGGCGUUUAAACAACGACCCGAUGUGGCUGGAGUACCAACGGACUUCGGGGGAGUGGUUCUGCAGAGUCUGGUACGAGGGGUCCACACCGUUUAUCACGGAGCGCCGAGUGUCCCCCAGCGUGUCCAUCUCGCUGGUGCCCCCCUCGAGCUCCCAGCCCGGCCCCGGCCGCCUGCUCUGCUCCGUGAUGGAUUUCUACCCUGCUGCCAUCCAGGUGAGGUGGUUCCAGGGCCAGCAGGAGCUCUCGGAGCACGUGGUGGCCACCGACGUGGUCCCCAACGGGGACUGGACCUACCAGCUGCUGGUGCUGCUGGAAACCCCCCCCCGGCGCGGGCUCAGCUACAGCUGCCAGGUGGAGCACGUCAGCCUGGAGCAGCCCCUGAGGCGGCACUGGGAGAUGCCGCCGGACGCCGCCCGCAGCAAGAUGCUGACGGGCAUCUUGGGCUUCGUCUUCCUGGCGCUGGGGCUCGGCUUCUCCCUGCGCAAGAAGGUCAGGGCGGGUGCCGGGGGUGGCGUCCCCGCCGUGGCGGAGCGGGUGCGCUCCUGCUGGGCCCGCAGCCCGGUGUCACCCCCUUUUCUCUGCCCACAGAGCUCCUGAGCCGGCGGCGGCCGCAGCCCCUCCCCGUGGGCUCAGGCCCGGCCGGGAUCCCCCGCUCCGUCCCCGCUCCGCUGAUUUUGGGGGGGGUCCCGUGUCCCCCCCAGCCCCGCCGGCGCUCUG
Zonotrichia leucophrys gambelii is the source of this 1048-nucleotide messenger RNA. RefSeq names its product class II histocompatibility antigen, B-L beta chain-like. Gene Ontology annotation, cellular component: MHC class II protein complex; membrane. Gene Ontology annotation, biological process: immune response; antigen processing and presentation. The record is from RefSeq and is a predicted model, not a curated record. Bases 86 to 928 code for a protein of 280 amino acids. Lineage: Eukaryota; Metazoa; Chordata; Aves; Passeriformes; Passerellidae. The transcript has 4 exons.